Juglans regia (Persian walnut) is the source of this 927-nucleotide messenger RNA. Its product is annotated as cytochrome P450 CYP82H23-like. The record is from RefSeq and is a predicted model, not a curated record. The transcript has a single exon. Gene Ontology annotation, biological process: defense response to other organism. Gene Ontology annotation, molecular function: heme binding; oxidoreductase activity, acting on paired donors, with incorporation or reduction of molecular oxygen; monooxygenase activity. NCBI's taxonomy places the organism in Eukaryota, Viridiplantae, Streptophyta, Magnoliopsida, Fagales, Juglandaceae. The coding region runs from base 1 to 927 and encodes 308 amino acids.
AUGGCCGACAAGAACGGACCAAUCUUUAGUAUCAAGUUGGGCAUGCGUAGAGCUAUAGUAGUAAGCAGUUCAAAGAUGGUUAAAGAGUGUUUCACUACCAACGAUAAAGUCUUUGCCAGCCGUCCAAAAGCUUUGGCGACAGAACUCAUGGGUUACAACUAUGCCAUGUUCGCUUUCAGCCCAUAUGGUUCCUAUUGGCGUCAUGUUCGAAGAAUAGUCACUUUUGAGGUCCUCUCAAAUCACCAUAUCGAGAUGUUGAAACACAUCCGAGAGUCAGAGGUAAACACAGCCAUAAAAGAGAUCUACGAGUUGUCGGCCAAGAACAACAAUGCAAUAGUGGAGAUGAGAAGAUGGUUUGGCUAUGUAACCCUAAACGUUGUGUUUAUGAUGGUUAUAAAGAAACGAUUAGCUUGGGCUGUAACCCAGGAUGAGAAUGAAGGAAAUGAUCAAUCUCGAAAUGCGAUGAGAGAUUUCUUUGUGCUGACUGGGACAUUUGUAGCAUCAGAUUUACUUCCAUAUCUAAGAUGGUUGGACUUGGGUGGGUACGAGAAGGCAAUGAAGAAAAUAGCAAAAAAAUUAGAUCAUGAGCUUGAAGGAUGGCUAGAAGAACACAAGCAAAGAAGAAUUUAUGGGGAGGUAAAGAAGGAACAUCAAGACUUUAUGGAUGUGAUGUUGUCUAUUGUCGAUGACAGUGAGGAGAUUUCCAAUCAUGAUGCUGAUACAAGCUACUUGUCUGGUAUGCUUGUGAUAACCCUAGUUGUAAGGCUAUUAUUUCCUAAGUUCAAGACUCUUUUUAGUGACAUCAUCAUUAUAUCUGUUACGUCGGGGGACAUAGAAACGAAAUUCGUCUUUAAUUACCCACGCACGUCUAUAAGCGGACAAAUGAUCCCAGCCGAAAGGUGCUACAGUACAUACAUUGAACAUUAG